This is a messenger RNA of Mucor velutinosus, 633 nucleotides long. RefSeq lists its product as uncharacterized. The record is from RefSeq and is a predicted model, not a curated record. The transcript has a single exon. Bases 1 to 633 code for a protein of 210 amino acids. NCBI's taxonomy places the organism in Eukaryota, Fungi, Mucoromycota, Mucoromycetes, Mucorales, Mucoraceae.
AUGUCUUCCCAAUCUGAAUUUACUUGGGCUCAAAGAGCUUCACGUCAAAAGGUGGGUCGAUUUCUCCAACCCAACAAGCGACGAUUGGACAAUCCAACUGAUGUACCACUGGUGGGUACUGUUCUCUAUGAAGAUGAUGACCUGAAGGGUCAAAUUUUGGCAAGCAAGGCUAUGGCGAUUAUUCAGCAAUCCCUUUCUUCUGGUUCUGUUCUGUUCACGUUUCAGAAAACUUUGUUUCCUGAUCGUGUUGCCGCUUACAAAAUGAUUCAAGACCAAAUCUCACCUGACGUGGAAUUUCGACCUCUUAGUUUGUAUGAUUCUCGUGCUGAUGGUUCUCUGCUGAUUGAAGCCAGGUUUGCUCAGGUGGAGCAUGCACAAGUGGCUAUGCGUGAAGGGGUGAAUGUACAAGGUGUAGUGUACAAAGCGUCUACCUCCAAGGAAAGUGCUGAAUUUGGGGAUGUCAAGCAUGUGCGGUUUACACUUAUGCGUAUGGUGGACAAGACCACUUUUUUGUCGGAUCUUAUGGAGUCCUUGUCGUACUUUGGUAAGGUACUGCAAGUGAAGAAGUUUACUCACCGUGGUUACUUUGAUGGUAAACUUUCGGUGAUUUUGGGUACUUCUGUUGGAUUUUAG